Molecule: messenger RNA, 2457 nt
Organism: Wasmannia auropunctata (little fire ant)
Lineage: Eukaryota; Metazoa; Arthropoda; Insecta; Hymenoptera; Formicidae
Gene: Osi24
Exons: 5
Coding region: 283-1821 (512 amino acids)
Source: RefSeq, a predicted model, not a curated record
CGGAGACCGGCUGCCAGUACAGUAUUGGACGUCGUACACGAUUCCGGCUUUCUGGCCGCUUGAUCAUUCAGGCGCGGACUGUUCGACCGGUCGUUUUUCAAUAUUAAAAGAAGUCAUUCGGUUGCUGAAAUUGACGCCGAUUGUUUGAUCUAGGUGCGGGCAGAUUGUUAAUGUCAGAGAUAUAUCGUGAAAAAAACGAAGUCGCAGGACGAGAUGCAGUUCUCCUUUCGUAAUAACUGUAGCUAGCCAACAGGCAAUAGCCAAGCACCCGGUGCCUUUUUCAUGGAUCGGACAAUGGCAAAAGGGAGAGCAGCCGUGAUAUUCUCGAUUGUGCUCCUGGCUGUUGCGUGCCUUCAUUCUGUCGCGGGGGUCAAGGUCUACACGGAGGUUGCGUCCUUGAACGAGACCGCGCGCCACAAUGACGACAUCGUCGAAGAGAACGAGGUGUCGCUUUCUCACGAAUCUGAAAACAAAACUGACGAGCUCCUGCGUGAUCAUCCGCACAAUAUGCAUGGAAAACCAACAAAGUUUGACAUCGAGCCUCACGUGGACGACAAAGCAAAUUAUCAGAUCGAGCCGACGAAGAUGGCUAAUGUUACAGCUAAUCCAGUUGAAAUAAAUUCAACGACCAGUCAAUCUCCGUUAAAUUCGACAGAAUGCAGAGGGAAGCUCACGGUCUCCUGUAUACGGAAGGAUUUCUCGAAGUUUUUAGAUCAACUCUCGAGGGUUGACACGUACAACGUAACGGACUCUGUGCAGAUAAUAAGAAACCCUGAAACCAGCGUCGCGUGCAACGAUCAGAAGAAAGACGAUCCGGAUUUGAAUCUUCUGGACAAGGUUCAUCGUUACGCCAGGACACACGUGAUGAAGAUACAGCUGAAUAAGGAUCUGAAUCUUGCAAGGAAAGCCAGGACGUUCUUCGGUUCCGUGUUUCAGGGAAAGAGUUCCUUUUUAACAGGAUUCGGACUUGGUUUUCUAGCAUUCGGUCUGAAGAAACUGUUGCUCCCCCUGUUCUUCGGCAUACAAAUAAUUAAGAGCGUGUUACUCGCUCUUUUCCUACCCAGCAUCAUCGGCAGCAUUGGUAAUAUCGUUGGAAAAGGUGUUUCCUCCUUCGCGCAAUCUUCGCAUGCCGCACCCGUGGCCGGAUCGGAAGAGAAUUUCGAGUUCAAGGAUAAUGCUGAUCUUUAUAAUGAUGACUAUCUGACGCGACAACCGGUAGGCACGUUACCAGCAUCCGCCAUGUACGACGAGAGUAUGAUGCAGACGCAGAAAACUCCGGAUAUUGCGAACCGCUAUGGAUUUGUCGAUUCGAGAAUAUCUCACGCAAAUGCGAUUUCGGAUCGUUACUAUACGCGACACGUGGCUGCACACGGACUUUCUAAGAAACAGGAUUUUAAGGUCUUCCACGAGAUCCCGACGAGCUCUUUGCUUUUGACGAACUACGACCCGUUCUACUCGCCCCUGCUGUCACGUCUAGACGCCGUUUUCUCCCGCCUCGGCCACAACACGGAAGGCUGCAGGGAGUACGCGGUGUGCGCGAUGUAUCGAAGUCCCGCGCGUUUCGCGCCAUACUCAAACCUGGUCUCUGCUCAGCUGUCCAGGGAGCUGAACGAGCUGAGGAAACCCAGCAGCGACAAUCCCGACGUUCUGCGUUUCUUCAGAUACAUGAAGGCCGCCAAGGACGGCCAGGAUGGCGUCAAGUGCGAAGAGAUUUAUGCGAAUUGUGCGAACGCUCGUGAAGAUCAAACCCUGAAGCAAAAUCAGGCGAUGCUCGCGACGUAUCAAGAUAUUAACAAGCUCGUUCAGGCCAGAAAGAUCUGAGAACGUCAACUUAUUUUCGUUAUUGCUAUUAUUAAUUGCAAACGCAAUAAAAAGAGGAGACGCGUCUCAGAUCGCUUCGUUGAAUAUGCGAGCUUAGAAGCCUAUAAUUCUAAUCGGAUGCACUAGAGCAAUCGCUAAGAAAGAUUUAGCGUUUGUUCUAAUGAUUGAACAUUCGUUCGUAGAUAUUGCGCGCGAGUAAAGUUUGUAGGUAUUCUUAGUGGUGGAUUACUACGGUCGCACGAAGCGUUCGUUUGGAGCUUUAAGAUGCAAAAUUUCGAUUUUUCUUUGUCCAAAAAUUUGAUUAACUUUUAGAAUAAAAAUAAUAUUUAAAAGUUAUCAAAAUAAUUUUAAUUUUUAACUUUGGGAUAUAGUCAUCUUAGAUAAGAGAAUCCGAAAUUAAUUUGCGUUUGAAGCUCCUGAGACAGUUUUAAUUCGCCAUUAUACGAACCUUCAAUUAAACAAGAGCUCUUGAUGUACCAUACACAGUUUCCUAAAUUAUCAUUUGUAGCAAGGAUUCAAUGUUGAUAUUAUAUCACGCAUCUGUAACUUUUUAAAGUCUCAGAACUGUUAUUAAUUAUUCUUACAAAAAUUCAGAAUUAAGUUUAUAAUGAUUAAAAUACAUUUUUUGUCAUACAU